Homarus americanus (American lobster) is the source of this 2522-nucleotide messenger RNA. RefSeq lists its product as uncharacterized. The record is from RefSeq and is a predicted model, not a curated record. The coding region runs from base 121 to 522 and encodes 133 amino acids. The transcript is spliced from 3 exons. Lineage: Eukaryota; Metazoa; Arthropoda; Malacostraca; Decapoda; Nephropidae.
UCCUCAGGAGCCCUCCACGGGUCUGAGUUGGCCUACCUCUUCGCCCCGUCUGCCUACAGAAAGAUCUUCAACCUCCCUCUUACCUAUCCCGAGGAACAGAUCAGCCACAGUCUGAAGAAGAUGGUGUUAUCCUUCGCUAGUAACGGGAUCCCGUUCUUCGGGCAGCCUAACUCUGGUUGGGGUCGCUACACUCCUCAGACGCCCAACUUCGCGUUGCUGGAGACCAAACAGGUCCACCAGGGCUACCAGCUGCACCAGGUGGCCUUCUGGAACCAAAUGCUGCCCGAGCUAGCUCAACUGUCCUGCCUCGACCCCACCGUGAGACCCACCACUCGCCCCACCACACAAGACUCCACCAGUGAGUCUCAGAUCAUCACACCAGGAGCGAGCAACGUAUCGUAUCAGUCAGCGAUGUGGGUGCUGGUGGCGGUGAUCCUCCUGCUCGUCGCCAUCAUCAUUGCUUACAUUGUGUGCUCCAGGCGUCGCCAGAUGCUCGACUCCAGCACCCUGCGAGACCAAUGACAGACGGAAACGAGGAGUGGUGAGCGAGCUGUGUACAGGCAAACCCCAGGAACACUGAAUGACCGCAAGGGGGGAAGAGGAGGAGGGUAUCCAGGGCCUUCCAGCACUCCUGGAACCUUGGAACGAACAGAGGAGAUUGUAGAGCGCCCCACAUCGUCAAGAUUCACUCACUUUGGGUCAGUUCGAUUUGAGAGACGAGAUCCUGACGGUUUCGACGCUACCGAUAGUUUACCCUCAAGUAUCCCUACUUUCGUUUCGAGGAAUAACCCCCUAUUGAGGCUGGCGUCACUCGGAGAAGAACGGUCGACCGCACAACAAAACGACCAUCCAGAUUCGAUCGCAGAGCGCAAAGUGAAACUGUCGAGCUUCCCCAAAGAUAACUACUGGUUCAGAUCUCAGAAGGACCGUGAAGAUUCAGUCAUGGAGACGACCGCCGAAAUGAUAUAUGAUAACCGGGAGGAGGGAGGUCGGCGUCCUAGUGCAAUCUUCUAUGUGCAGGACGAUGACGCUUCUUCCUCCUAAAGGUCUUCCUCCUGCUGAAGGUCUUCCUCCUGAAGAUCGUACAGCUGCUGACGAUCAACUUAAACUAUCAAUAGUUUGAUAGAUCUCCACAACCGAACAGUAGAAAAUAUAAAAUCAUGCCUGAAUGAGCUCGUUCGCCACUUCUCGUUGCUAUUAAAAGUUAUAAUACAAUACAGUAUUAGUUAGCUACGAGUUGAGUGUUUUGUUUUAGUGUGUGGUGUUAGAUUUGUAUUUUUGUUCUUUAUUUUCUCGUGACUUUUGCUCAUGAGAUAUGAUAGACAUAUUAUGUAGGCUUUAGUUAUUUAUUACUUAUGUAAAUUGUGAUUAUAAUAGUUAUAUUGUGUGUAUGUGGUAACAUCAGAGAACAGUAUUACCAGCGGCUAGCAGUGACUUGUUAAUGUGCAAUCUCUAUGACAUACAUAGAACCAAAGACAUUUGUACAAGGGGUUUAAUGAUAGUCCAAGUUGGUUAUGAUCUGUCGAGUUGUUGCCAGUGAUCUCUGGUGAUGUAUUUAUCGUUGAUAUUACCAAAUGAAUGAAAUGUAUUUGCCCACAAUGAAAUAUUUAUUGAUGUGAUGUGAUGAAGGGCGGAGGAAUUCCCUCUACAACGACACCUGUAAUUAUUGACAGCUUAUGUUUGUGCUUUUGUGUUGAACUCCUUUAAGAAUAUUUUUAUAUAUAUUUAAUUACUUUAUUAUUAUGUAAAACGUAAGAAGGGAGAAGGACGUGUCAUCUCCCAACACUUUUAGAAGUUGACCAAAAACAACCUUCCUACCAGUGCCAUCUCAGAAAGCCUAUUACUGAUACACGGUGCAUUGUGAAGUGUGAGAGUUGUGACGUGAUGUAAUGAGGUGGAGUAAAUCACUACGAGUAACGUCAUAAAGACUAACACAUUGACUGACGUGUUUGUUCAUCAGAGUCAACUGGUACAUAGAUAUACAAGUGGACACUGUUGUAGAAGAACAUUUGUGUUACAUAAAUUUAGUCUUCAUUUUUAUAUUGACACGUUAGUAGUUGUUUCUGUAGUAAAGGAACACAAGUGAGCGAAGUUUCUGAAAUUUGUUUCUCGAUAAGAAAUUGAAAGAAUAUAGCUUAUGGAAAUAAAUUAAAGUGUAAGUAUAUUAUGCGACUACUGUACUUAUUGCGAUAAUGAUGUUAUUAAAUCGUCUUAACAAAAAUAUGAUUUUUUUCUUUAUUGUAACGAUCUAACACUGGGUUUUGUGUGAGCUUUGUAUUAAGAUAUUCUGUGUGGUCAGACGUCAGUUGAGCAUGACUUAGUGACUCGCUGGUGCACUGAUUGUCAUUAGCGAAGAGGAUAAAUUUUGCAAAGAAAUCUUGGUGAAAUGGGCCUUGUUUUUAGCGAUAAUUGAACCAUUUUUUGACGUUUAUUUAAUGUUUUUCAUAAGAUUUUUUUUCAAGAGUAAACUAGUGGCUUACUUUUUAUCAGGAUAUGAGUAGACAGUAAGAGAACUGUCUCAU